AUGCUCCAAAAACAAACUACAAAAGCCAAGAAAGUUCUCACAUUGGAAAAGAUCAGACCGACCUAUCAGUAUGAAAUUCCCGAUCGUUCCAUCUUCUCCACAGUUUCUGAUUUACAAACUAAUACACGCUUUGCGAGACAUACAGCUUUGUGUUACAUUCCUCCAACAUCAAUAUGGGAACCAAUUCAAGAAAUUCGACAAGUAAUGGAUAAAGGAUUUACCAGAUGGCCACCACACAUCAAUUUAUUGUUUCCAUUUAUUCCCGAGGGAUGCUUUGAUGCUGCUGCAACUCUGUUGAAAAAAGAAUUGGCAAAUUUUGAGCCUUUUGAAUGUACCUUUCAUGAUAUUAAUUGUUUCCGAAAAGGUUCUUCAGUAUUGUGGCUAGAUCAAGACGAACAUGCUGUGAAGCAAGUUGUUGAGUUGCAGAAACGAGUGGCUGCAUUAUUUCCCUAUUGUGAUGAGAAAAAGAAUGAAAAGGGUGAAUUUAUUCCUCAUUUAACAAUAGGAUACACUUCACAAAAUAUUGUGGAUAAGACAAUGUCAGAAUUGAAACAACAAUGGAAAUCGGUGACUGUUCCUGUUGGAGAAAUUUGUAUGAUUUUCAGACCAGAUGUCGACACAAGUUUUACCACGAUUCACAAAAUUCCAUUAGGAAAAGAAUAA
Molecule: messenger RNA, 663 nt
Organism: Naegleria fowleri
Lineage: Eukaryota; Heterolobosea; Eutetramitea; Acrasida; Naegleriidae
Exons: 1
Coding region: 1-663 (220 amino acids)
Source: RefSeq, a predicted model, not a curated record